ACACUCAUGCUGCAGCCUUGAGCCGUCCCUCGUCCUCCUCUCAGGCUCCCUCUUGUCCACGGCGGGCGGGCGCCGAGCUGCUGAUGUGUCCCUAGCAUAACCUGGCCCCAUUCCUUUGCAUCUAGAUGCCUUUGGACAAGGCUAUGCCACUGAAGCAUUAUCUCCUUUUGCUGGUGGGCUGCCAAGCCUGGGGUGCAGGGUUGGCCUACCAUGGCUGCCCUAGCGAGUGUACCUGCUCCAGGGCCUCCCAGGUGGAGUGCACCGGGGCACGCAUUGUGGCAGUGCCCACCCCUCUGCCCUGGAACGCCAUGAGCCUGCAGAUCCUCAACACGCACAUCACUGAACUCAAUGAGUCCCCGUUCCUCAAUAUCUCAGCCCUCAUCGCCCUGAGGAUUGAGAAGAAUGAGCUGUCGCGCAUCACGCCUGGGGCCUUCCGAAACCUGGGCUCGCUGCGCUAUCUCAGCCUCGCCAACAACAAGCUGCAGGUUCUGCCCAUCGGCCUCUUCCAGGGCCUGGACAGCCUCGAGUCUCUCCUUCUGUCCAGUAACCAGCUGUUGCAGAUCCAGCCGGCCCACUUCUCCCAGUGCAGCAACCUCAAGGAGCUGCAGUUGCACGGCAACCACCUGGAAUACAUCCCUGACGGAGCCUUCGACCACCUGGUAGGACUCACGAAGCUCAAUCUGGGCAAGAAUAGCCUCACCCACAUCUCACCCAGGGUCUUCCAGCACCUGGGCAACCUCCAGGUCCUCCGGCUGUAUGAGAACAGGCUCACGGAUAUCCCCAUGGGCACUUUUGAUGGGCUUGUUAACCUGCAGGAACUGGCUCUGCAGCAGAACCAGAUUGGACUGCUCUCCCCUGGUCUCUUCCACAACAACCACAACCUCCAGAGACUCUACCUGUCCAACAACCACAUCUCCCAGCUGCCACCCAGCGUCUUCAUGCAGCUGCCCCAGCUCAACCGUCUUACUCUCUUUGGGAAUUCCCUGAAGGAGCUCUCUCCGGGGAUCUUCGGGCCCAUGCCCAACCUGCGGGAGCUUUGGCUCUAUGACAACCACAUCUCUUCUCUACCCGACAAUGUCUUCAGCAACCUCCGCCAGUUGCAGGUCCUGAUUCUUAGCCGCAAUCAGAUCAGCUUCAUCUCCCCGGGUGCCUUCAACGGGCUAACGGAGCUUCGGGAGCUGUCCCUCCACACCAACGCACUGCAGGACCUGGACGGGAACGUCUUCCGCAUGUUGGCCAACCUGCAGAACAUCUCCCUGCAGAACAACCGCCUCAGACAGCUCCCAGGGAAUAUCUUCGCCAACGUCAAUGGCCUCAUGGCCAUCCAGCUGCAGAACAACCAGCUGGAGAACUUGCCCCUCGGCAUCUUCGAUCACCUGGGGAAACUGUGUGAGCUGCGGCUGUAUGACAAUCCCUGGAGGUGUGACUCAGACAUCCUUCCGCUCCGCAACUGGCUCCUGCUCAACCAGCCUAGGUUAGGGACGGACACUGUACCUGUGUGUUUCAGCCCAGCCAAUGUCCGAGGCCAGUCCCUCAUUAUCAUCAAUGUCAACGUUGCUGUUCCAAGCGUCCAUGUCCCCGAGGUGCCUAGUUACCCAGAAACACCAUGGUACCCAGACACACCCAGUUACCCUGACACCACAUCCGUCUCUUCUACCACUGAGCUAACCAGCCCUGUGGAAGACUACACUGAUCUGACUACCAUUCAGGUCACUGAUGACCGCAGCGUUUGGGGCAUGACCCAGGCCCAGAGCGGGCUGGCCAUUGCCGCCAUUGUAAUUGGCAUUGUCGCCCUGGCCUGCUCCCUGGCUGCCUGCGUCGGCUGUUGCUGCUGCAAGAAGAGGAGCCAAGCUGUCCUGAUGCAGAUGAAGGCACCCAAUGAGUGUUAAAGAGGCAGGCUGGAGCAGGGCUGGGGAAUGAUGGGACUGGAGGACCUGGGAAUUUCAUCUUUCUGCCUCCACCCCUGGGUCCAUGGAGCUUUCCCGUGAUUGCUCUUUCUGGCCCCAGAGAAAGGUGAGCCUACCUCUUCCUGACUUGCCUGAUUCUCCCGUAGAGAAGCAGGUCGUGCCGGACCUUCCUACAAUCAGGAAGAUAGAUCCAACUGGCCAUGGCAAAAGCCCUGGGGAUUUCCGAUUCAUACCCCUGGGCUUCCUUCGAGAGGGCUCUUCCUCCAAAUCCUCCCCACCUGUCCUCCAAGAACAGCCUUCCCUGCGCCCAGGCCCCCUCCGGGCCUCUGUAGACUCAGUUAGUCCACAGCCUGCUCACUUCGUGGGAAUAGUUCUCCGCUGAGAUAGCCCCUCUCGCCUAAGUAUUAUGUAAGUUGAUUUCCCUUCUUUUGUUUCUCUUGUUUGUGCUACGGCUUGACCCAGCAUGUCCCCUCAAAUGAAAGUUCUCCCCUUGAUUUUCUGCUCCUGAAGGCAGGGUGAGUUCUCUCCUCAAAGAAGACUUCAAACCAUUUAACUGGUUUCUUAAGAGCCGUCAAUCAGCCUGGUUUUGGGGAUGCUAUGAAAGAGAGAAGGAAAAUCAUGCCGCUCAGUUCCUGGAGACAGAAGAGCCGUCAUCAGUGUCUCACUUGUGAUUUUUAUCUGGAAAAGGAAGAAACACCCCAGCACAGCAAGCUCAGCCUUUUAGAGAAGGAUAUUUCCAAACUGCAAACUUUGCUUUGAAAAGUUUAGCCCUUUAAGGAAUGAAAUCAUGUAGAAUUUUGGACUUCUAAAAACAUUAAAAUCAGCUUAUUAAUACGGGAUAGAGAAAGAAAUCUGGUGCCUGGGGGUCCCUGUGUUCACCCCUAGAGUUUGUUUUAAAAUUUUUAAUUGAAGCAUGUGAAGUGUACGUGCAGAAAAGUGGGAACAUGAUAGUGUAUGGCUUGGUGGAUUUUCACAAACUGAACAUACCUGUGUAAUCAGCAUCUAGACCCAGACCCAGAGCAUCACAAAUAUCCCCCAUCCUGGGCUUUUCCCAGAGGAGAUGGGGGCUUCUGAAGAUGGACUUACCUGGGACCUGCCCCCCAUGAGCCAGGACGGUCCCCCCACAGUCAGCCUGUGCAAAGGCCCCGUGGCCAGGGGUGGAGGAGAAUAUGUGGGUGUGGACAGGAUGGGAGACUGUGGCCUGAACAGGAGAUUUUAUUAUAUCUGGAGACCCUGAGAGACCCUGAGACCUGGGGCACCAUGGCUGGCCAGGUCAGAAGCAUCCUGACUGCAGAGGUCCGUGCAGCCACACCCUCUUCCCUGCCAGCAAGCUGUCUGCGGCUCAUCGGAGGCCCCUCCGCCUGGAGCCUUCUAUGGACGUGAUAUGCCUGUAUCUGUUUUUAAUUUUCAUUCUUCACUUAGGGGAAGUGAAAUCGCUCAGAGAUGAGAUCCUUUAAUUGAAAACGAAGUGUAACGGAAUCUAGUGUCUUUCUAAUGUGGUAAAAUUCUCCAUCAACAUCACAGUCAGCUGGCAGCUGAACUUCAGAAUCUCACUUACAGCAGGCGACACGGGGGUACACCGAUGGGUCACACUGGGUCUGGGGGCUCCCUGGAGCUCCUCCUGCGUGUGGUCUGGUUAGGAGUUGAGUUGUUUGCUCCAGGGUUAUUCUCCUCCUCGAGUCACAGUCACACGAAUACCUGCCUUCUCUGGCUUUCCUGCUAUACACAUAUUCACAUGGCGCUCAAGAAGUUAGGCUCAUGGCAACGUGUGUCUUUCUCUGGACAACUGGCCCAGUUUACAGUGAAAUGGAGAAUUUCAGGUCUCCACGUCUGCCCAGGAAAGAACUUCAGCUGACUCCACGGGGAUCUGGAAAUCCACGACCAAUCCCGAUCGGCUCUUAUUAGCUCCCCGCUCCACAAGACACCUGUGCUUUGGAAAUCCACCACCAAUCCCGAUCGGCUCUUAUUAGCUCCCCGCUCCACAAGACACCUGUGAUCUGGAAAUCUACCACCAAUCCCGAUCGGCUCUUAUUAGCUCCCCGCUCCACAAGACACCUGUGACAUCCUCCAGGGCCACAGGAGCACGUGCUGACCAGUUUUCCCUUCCAGUUCCUGCACAAAAAGUGUCCAGAGGGCUGUUUGCAAACACUAGUGCACUUUGUAGCUUUUCACCCUCUGUCCCAGGGAAUCUAGGAGAGAUGAGGCCCGUCAGAGUCAAGAGAUGUCAUCCCCCCAGGGUCUCCAAGGCAUUUCCACACUAUUGGUGGCACCUGGAGGACAUGCACCAAGGCUUGCCAGAGCCAACAGGAAGUGAGCCCAGAGCAUGGCACAUGAGCAUCACCCGCUGAUGGUGGCCUGCUGUGCCUGGUGCCAACAGGGGCAUCCCGGCCCGUACCCCUCCAGACAGGAAGCAUGGGUUUGCCCACAGACCUGUCGGGUGCUCCUGUGAGUGGCCUCCAGAUGUCUUUGUGCAUAGGCACAAGUGGGCCAGGGCUGGAGGGAGGUGGGAAACCUCAUCAUCCGGUGGGCCCUGCCAAUCUUAACCCAGAACCCUUAGGUAUUCCUGGCAGUAGCCAUGACAUUGGAGCACCUUCCUCUCCAGCCAGAGGCUGACCUGAGGGCCACUGUCCUCAGAUGACACCACCCAGGAGCACCCUAGGUGAGGGGUGAGGGCCCCCUUAUGUGAACCUCUUGCCUCUUCCUUUCUCCCAUCAGAGUGGUUGGAUGGAGCCAUUGGCCUCCUUUUCUUCAGCGGGCCCUUCAACCUCUCUGCACCAUGUUGUCUGGCUGAGGAGCUACUAGAAAAGCUGAGUGGAGUCUCCUUUCCAACAGGAUGAUGCAUUUGCUCAAUUCUCAGGGCUGGAAUGAGCCGGCUGGUCCCCCAGAAAGCUGGAGUGGGGUACAGAGUUCAGUUUUCCUCUCUGUUUACAGCUCCUUGACAGUCCCACGCCCAUCUGGAGUGGGAGCUGGGAGUCAGUGUUGGAGAAGAAACAACAAAAGCCAAUUAGAACCACUAUUUUUAAAAAGUGCUUACUGUGCACAGAUACUCUUCAAGCACUGGACGUGGAUUCUCUCUCUAGCCCUCAGCACCCCUGCGGUAGGAGUGCCGCCUCUACCCACUUGUGAUGGGGUACAGAGGCACUUGCUCUUCUGCAUGGUGUUCAAUAGGCUGGGAGUUUUAUUUAUCUCUUCAAACUUUGUACAAGAGCUCAUGGCUUGUCUUGGGCUUUCGUCAUUAAACCAAAGGAAAUGGAAGCCAUUCCCCUGUUGCUCUCCUUAGUCUUGGUCAUCAGAACCUCACUUGGUACCAUAUAGAUCAAAAGCUUUGUAACCACAGGAAAAAAUAAACUCUUCCAUCCCUUAAAGAAUAGAAUAGUUUGUCCCUCUCAUGGGAAUUGGGCUGUAUGUAUAUUGUUCUUCCUCCUUAGAAUUUAGAGAUACAAGAGUUCUACUUAGAACUUUUCAUGGACACAAUUUCCACAACCUUUCAGAUGCUGAUGUAGAGCUAUUGGGAAAGAACUUCCAAACUCAGGAAGUUUGCAGAGAGCAGACAGCUAGAGAUAACUCGGGACCCAGAGUUGGUCGACAGAUGUUAGAUGUAUCCUAGCUUUUAGCUAUAAACCACUCAAAGAUUCAGCCCCCAGAUCCCACAGUCAGAACUGAAUCUGCGUUGUUGGGAAGCCAGCAGUGGCCUUGGGAAGGAAGCCAUGGCUGUGGUUCAGAGAGGGUGGGCUGGCAAGCCACUUCCGGGGAAAACUCCUUCCGCCCCAGGUUUCUUCUUCUCUUAAGGAGAGAUUGUUCUCACCAACCCGCUGCCUUCAUGCUGCCUUCAAAGCUAGAUCAUGUUUGCCUUGCUUAGAGAAUUACUGCAAAUCAGCCCCAGUGCUUGGCGAUGCAUUUACAGAUUUCUAGGCCCUCAGGGUUUUGUAGAGUGUGAGCCCUGGUGGGCAGGGUUGGGGGGUCUGUCUUCUGCUGGAUGCUGCUUGUAAUCCAUUUGGUGUACAGAAUCAACAAUAAAUAAUAUACAUGUA
Molecule: messenger RNA, 5938 nt
Organism: Homo sapiens (human)
Lineage: Eukaryota; Metazoa; Chordata; Mammalia; Primates; Hominidae
Gene: LRRC15
Product: leucine rich repeat containing 15
Exons: 3
Coding region: 126-1889 (587 amino acids)
Cellular component (GO): plasma membrane
Source: RefSeq, marked validated